Molecule: messenger RNA, 576 nt
Organism: Meleagris gallopavo (turkey)
Lineage: Eukaryota; Metazoa; Chordata; Aves; Galliformes; Phasianidae
Product: noggin-2-like
Biological process (GO): negative regulation of cell differentiation; osteoblast differentiation; dorsal/ventral pattern formation
Source: RefSeq, a predicted model, not a curated record
CGGGUGGGCAAGAAGGCGAGGCGGAAGGUGCUGCAGUGGCUCUGGGCGUACACCUACUGCCCCGUGCUCUACACCUGGAAGGACCUGGGCGUCCGCUUCUGGCCGCGCUACAUCAAGGAGGGCAACUGCUUCGCCGAGAAGUCCUGCUCGCUGCCCGAGGGCAUGUUCUGCAAGCCCGUCAAGUCGGUCACCAAGACGUUCCUGCGCUGGCACUGCCAGGGCUGGUCCAGCCAGAAGUACUGCACCUGGAUCCCCGUGCAGUACCCGCUCAUCUCCGAGUGCAAGUGCUCCUGCUAGCACGGCCUCGCGCCGCCCCGGCCCUCGCGCUGCUCUCUUUGCUCGUCUGCAUCUUCCGAGGGGGGUUCGUCCGCCCUCCCCCUCGGGGCGAGCGCGGGGCGUGAUGGGGGGGUCGGGGGGAGGAAGCGGGUCUGACUUAUUUUAAUGUUAUUUUAUUUGAAAGGGGGAGAAGCGAACCCAGGAACUGCAGGGCAGGCCAAAGGCACAGUAAAGCACUACAAUCAGAUGUCUAUUUUUAUACGUAUAUAGCCUUCUAACGAAAGGAAAAUAAUAAUAAUA